AUGGGUAUCAAAUGGAAUGGUUCCUACAUCCCGGUAGCCUUCCUGGUUUUGGGCAUAGUCUCCCUCAUAGCCCUGAUCCUCAGCUUGGUGGGUAUACAUAAUGCCACCCUGCCCCCGCAAAAUAAGUACGGACUGGUAUUUGAUGCAGGCUCAUCCCACACCGCUCUGUUUGUCUACCAGUGGCCAGCAGAUAAAGAGAACAACACCGGCAUGGUCAGCCAGACCUUCUCCUGUCAUGUUAACGCAUCUGGGAUCUCAAGUUUUGCCAAGGAUCCACCACGAGCUGGUGACUCCCUCAGGGAUUGCCUUGAUGCAGCCAUGAAAGUGAUUCCUGCAGAGAGGCAGCGGGAGGCACCCACUUACUUGGGAGCCACGGCUGGUAUGAGGCUACUGAGACGAGAAAAUGAGUCUGCAGCAGCACAGAUCCUGGCAGAAGUUGGCAAGACUAUCCAGGAAUAUCCCAUAAACUUCCAGGGGGCUAGAAUCCUUACCGGGAAGGAGGAGGGUGCUUAUGGCUGGAUCACCAUCAACUAUCUGCUAGACUCCUUCACGAAGUAUUCCAUUGAACGUCGGGACUGGAUUCAUCCCUCAUCGGCCAAUAUCCGGGGGGCGCUGGAUCUCGGAGGGGCAUCGACCCAAAUAAGUUUUGUCCCAGCUGACCCAAUCGUGGAGAGUGAUGAAGCAGCUCAGUUCCGACUCUACGGGUUUGAUUACACCAUCUAUACUCACAGCUACCUGUGCUACGGGCAGAACCAAGCACUCCAGCACGCUCUCCGAAUUAUUGUUAACUCAACUAUCUUGGAUCAGUUUGACAACCCCUGCUAUCCUCGGGAUUACUUUGAGAACAUCACAAGGUCAUCCUUCUACAGCAGCCCAUGUGCCGAAGGGCAGAAACCUGCAGUCUCUGGGAAUGUGAGUCUACAUGGCACGGGUAAUGCCAACAGAUGCCGGGAAACCUUCAAGAAGAUCUUCAAUUUCUCAUGCCAUCACAACACGUCCUGUGGAUUCAAUGGGGUCUACCAGCCAAAAGUCAACGGAAAGUUCCUGGCUUUUUCUGCUUAUUACUACACCUUCAGCUUCCUGAACUUGACCGAGGGGCAGCCACUGGAUGAAGUAGAAGUUGCUAUUCAGACAUUUUGUGCCAGAAGUUGGGACGAGUUGAAGUCAAAUUACCCCAACGAGAAAGAGUCUCGUCUGAAGAGCUACUGUGCCAACGCCAAUUACAUCCUCACCCUCCUCAUGGAAGGUUAUGGCUUCAGCAAUCACACCUGGCGCAGUAUUGCCUUCCAGAUGAAGGCUGCCAAUUCAGACAUCGGCUGGACCCUAGGCUAUAUGCUAAACCUCACCAACAUGAUCCCCACGGAAUCCCCCCGUCCACUGAGAGGACACGAAGAGGGGGUUUGGAUAGCGAGCAUUUUCUUCAUUGUUCUGAUGCUGGCGCUGUGCCUCGUUUUUCUGCUUGUCCAUUUUCUAAAGUGACAGGAACUGCCUUCAGACAUUCUGCACCCAGCACUUCAGGAUUUUG
This is a messenger RNA of Euleptes europaea (tarantolino), 1525 nucleotides long. It is a transcript of the gene ENTPD8, whose product is annotated as ectonucleoside triphosphate diphosphohydrolase 8. Gene Ontology annotation, biological process: nucleoside diphosphate catabolic process. Bases 1 to 1479 code for a protein of 492 amino acids. Gene Ontology annotation, cellular component: plasma membrane. The transcript has 9 exons. Lineage: Eukaryota; Metazoa; Chordata; Lepidosauria; Squamata; Sphaerodactylidae. Gene Ontology annotation, molecular function: UDP phosphatase activity; GDP phosphatase activity. The record is from RefSeq and is a predicted model, not a curated record.